CUUUAGAAUCCGGAUCUCACUUGUGUUCCCCAAACCCUCGUUAUUGGACUAUAAAAGGGGAGAAUUGGUUUCAUCAUAACAUAUGCAUAUUCCUCCUCUGUUUUCAGUCUCCUCUCUCUCUCUGAAAGAUCAGUUUUUCUACCAUUGUUGCAGAGCACCGUAUCGGCAAAUCGAAAUCCAAAAUGGCUGUCACCAUUAAGCAAAUGGCCCUGCUUGUCUCCUUUCUCGGCAUCUUGUCUUUCAUCUUUGGAGUCAUCGCUGAAAACAAGAAGCCUGCAGCUGGAACUCCAAUUUCUGGAAAAGAUGUGGUUAUUUGCAAGUAUCCAUCGGAUCCCACGGUGGUUCUUGGUUACCUAUCGGUCGUUUUUCUGGCAUUAUCUGGUCUGGCUGGCUAUAUCUCUCUGUUUUACCCUUACAAAGGAAAAUCUGUUCCGCAAUCUGUUCUCUUCCGAAGCACUAGUUUCUUCGUCUUCUUCAAUAUUGCCUUGUUUACAUGCGGCCUAGCAGCCACUCUGCUCUUAUGGCCAACAAUAACAGAGCAGCUUCACUUGACGCGCAAUGUUCAUCACAAUCUCACCACAGAAUGCCCUACUGCUAAGACUGGUCUCCUUGGUGGUGGUGCUUUUGUUUCACUCGAUUCAGCUCUCUUCUGGUUAGUUGCCCUUAUGUUGGCUAAUAAUGCCCGAGAGGAUCACUUUGACGAAGUUGAAAAAGACAGUAAAGCUGAGCCCGGUCAGGUUCUUUCAGCUGAAUACCAUGUCAAAGGCGGUGCUGUGUAAUGCUUUUGAUGGCCCUAGAAUCUGUCCAAAUCUAUCUUUAUGGUUUAGAUUUUUUACAUUUCACAGUAUCAAUUAUGUACUCGUGUUAUUCAGCAUCUCCAUGGAAUGAAAAACUUCUCAUUGUAAAUGCUCCCAUCUUUCAAUGUUGGUGUCAAAUAUGGUAGCUUAAGCUAAAUUCAUCUGGAUUGGCUUGGUUUAGCA
Molecule: messenger RNA, 980 nt
Organism: Theobroma cacao (cacao)
Lineage: Eukaryota; Viridiplantae; Streptophyta; Magnoliopsida; Malvales; Malvaceae
Product: keratin-associated protein (DUF1218)
Source: RefSeq, a predicted model, not a curated record